AUGAGUACAUUUUACUUUUUAAUAGCCCUGUUCAUGCUUGAAAUUGUAGUAAAUAUACAUAUAAGAAAAAAAAAUUGUUUUUUAAAUAGCACAUAUCAAUUAAAUAAAUACAAAACGUUAAAUAUAAGGAGAAAUUAUCGAAUAAUAAAGAACAGAAAUAAUAAAUUAUAUGUGUCCUUAUUUGAUGAAUAUGAUGAAAAAUGUAUAAAAGCCCUUAUUAUGGCUAGGGAAGUAGCUAAAAAUGAUAAUGAACAGGAAAUUUUAUUAAAACAUCUUCUAAUAGCAAUUAUUAGGAUUGACUCGCAUUUGAUUGAGAGCAUUUUAAAAUAUUUUAACAUUUCGCUUACCCACUUUUUAGAUAAAUUUAAUAUGGAAAUAAAUAAAAUACAAAACUAUAGUAAUAAUAUACAUGAACAGAACAUUGAUAAUAUCUCGUAUAAUGUAAUUCCGAAAAAUAAAACAGAUGAACAUGUAAAGAAGAAAGACCCUUUAUUACAUCCAUAUGAUGCAGAUAGCAAUGGUAAAAGGAGGAGUAUUAAGGACAUGAUCAAUCAGAAUGAUGGCGAUAAGUUGAUGACUAAUUUUAUUGAUAAACAUAUAAAAGAUAUAGAAAACAAGAUAGAUUUACUGAAAAAUUUAAACGAGAACCAAAGUAACAUUUCCUCUACUUCUUCCACUGCUGCUCACAACGCGGACUCACCUUGUGCUGAGGCAGUAACUCCAAAUGCUGACUGUACUAAUAAUGUUAGCAGCACAGAAAAUGGUAUCGGUUAUAGCGAUAGUAGCGUUGCUAGCAAUGAUAACAAUGACAGCGAUGGGGGAAGUACCGAUAUUGUAAGCUGCAACAUUACAGAUCAGGAGACCCACACGAGUAGCAGCAGCAAGGAUAGCCAAGGUAUUACCAAUGAUAUAACGAUAAGUAAGAAUAAAAAGGAUGCAAAAACAUGGUCCGGGGUAAAUUCGGACAUAAAAUUUUCAGAAAACUGCAAAUUGGUUCUUCAAAAUGCUGUUUUAGAAGCAAGAAAAAAAAAGAAAAUGUUUGUUAAUGUUAUUGAUAUAUUGACAUCUCUUAUAAACAUGGCAUUAGAAAAGAAAAACUGCGAUUUUGUGAAAUAUUUAGAUGAGUUAAACAUAAGUGUGAAUGAACUUAAAAACCAGUUAACAAGUUACGAUGAGAACGGCUCUUCCUCUUUUCCAGCAUCGAGCAGAUCUGUUAGUACUAACAUCGGCGGAAAUGCUGAUAAUAAUAGUACAGGUGGCAGUACUGGCAGCAGUAGUGACAACAGUAGUGGUAGUGAUAAUAGCAAAAAUAAUAGUUACAAGAGUUUUAACCUUUCGAGCAGAGAUUUUGAUAAUCAACGAAUAAGCAAUAUGUAUAACGAGCUACGCAACAACGAGCUGCGUAAUAAUGCUCAGGUUAAUAGUGGACAGGCGAACAGUGAACAUCCAAAUAAUGGGCAGACGAAUAAUGGAUUGGCAAAUAACGGACAGCAGAACAACAUAAUGAACAGUCUGAACAGUGAGUACCUAAAUCAGGCAAGAGAUUUCAAAAGUAAUGAUGAAAAUAAUUUUGCAUCGAAUAAUAAAAUAAUUACGUCUUCAUCUUUUAUGAAAGACUGUUUAAUCGAUAUGAUACAAAUGGCUUAUGAAAGGGGAGAUGAGCAUUUUUUUGGCAGAAAAAAAGAAAUAAAAAGAAUGAUAGAAAUAUUAGGUAGAAAAAAAAAAUCAAAUCCUUUAUUAAUUGGUGAAAGUGGAGUAGGUAAGACAGCCAUUAUAGAACACUUGUCCUAUUUAAUUUUAAAAGAUCAAGUACCAUAUCAUUUACGAAAUUGUACUAUAUAUCAAUUAAAUGUUGGUAAUAUAGUUGCAGGUACAAAAUACAGAGGUGAAUUUGAAGAAAAAAUGAAACAUCUAUUGUCAAAUAUAAAUAAAAAAAAAAAAAAUAUUUUAUUUAUUGACGAAAUUCAUGUUAUUGUGGGUGCAGGAAGUGGAGAAGGAUCAUUGGAUGCAUCCAAUUUGUUAAAACCUUUUCUUUCUUCAGAUAAUUUACAAUGUAUAGGAACAACUACAUUUCAAGAGUAUACAAAAUAUAUAGAAAGCGAUAAGGCAUUAAGACGAAGAUUUAACUGCAUACCUGUUAGACAGUUCACAUCCAAGGAAACAUAUCGUUUAUUAAAAAAAAUUAAAUAUAGUUAUGAAAAAUAUCAUAAUAUUUAUUACACUAGUGACUCGUUGAAGUCUAUUGUUACAUUAACGGAAGAUUAUUUACCUACUCUCCACUUUCCAGAUAAAGCAAUUGACAUAUUAGAUGAAGCUGGAGCUUAUCAAAAAAUAAAAUAUGAAAAAUAUAUGAGGCAGAAAUUAAGGCACGAAAGGUUCCUUUCCAAUAAAGAGAACACUCCUACCCACAGCAGAGUUGAAGAAGUGGAAGAAGUGAAAGAAGGGGAAAAACAAAAAAGUAGUGAGGAUAAAAAGGAGAGUCAAAAUGUGAGCAGUGAUAGUCACAUGACGCAAGAACAAAAUGGAAACAACUCUAUAAUAACUAGUAAUAAAGAUGGGAUAGAAAAACUUACUGGAACAGAAACAAAUACCCAAUUAAAUAAAGCGAAUAAGUUCAGCAAAGAUCAGAAUGUAGAUAAUAAAAAUGAAGAAGAUGAACUUUAUCUCGAAAACAUGCACAUGAAAUAUGUGACAUCGGAUGUUAUAGAAAAUAUAGUAAGCAAAAAAUCUUCCAUUUCAUAUAUUAAAAAGAAUAAAAAAGAAGAGGAAAAAAUAUUAAAGUUAAAAGAAAAAUUAAAUGAAAUAAUAAUUGGUCAAGAAAAAGUAAUUGAUAUAUUAUCAAAAUAUUUAUUUAAAGCUAUUACAAAUAUUAAGGAUCAAAACAAACCUAUCGGUACACUCUUAUUAUGUGGGUCUUCAGGUGUAGGCAAAACAUUAUGUGCUCAGGUUAUAUCCAAAUAUUUAUUUAAUGAAGAUAAUUUAAUAGUUAUAAAUAUGAGUGAAUAUAUUGAUAAACAUUCUGUAAGCAAAUUACUUGGAAGUUACCCAGGAUAUAUAGGAUAUAAAGAAGGAGGCGAAUUAACAGAAAGUGUAAAAAAAAAGCCGUUCUCUAUAAUACUAUUUGAUGAAAUUGAAAAAGCACAUAGCGAAGUAUUACAUGUUUUAUUACAAAUCUUAGACAGUGGUGUAUUAAAUGAUUCUAAAGGAAAUAAAGUUUCUUUUAAAAAUACAUUUAUCUUUAUGACUACGAACGUUGGGUCUGAUAUAAUUACGGACUAUUUCAAACUGUAUAAUAAAAACUACGCAAAUUUAGGUUUCAAGUAUUACAUGAAGAAAAAACAAAACAGUGUAAAUGCAAAUAUAACAUCUAACAAAGAAAGUCUUCCCGAUGAUAUUAACCUAACCAUGACAAAUGAUCCCACUAACGAAAACAAAGAAAUAAGUAACAGCUCGAAAAAUAGCACAAAUGAUUCCUUUGAAAUUUUUGACGAAAAACUGCGCACAAAUAAAUGGUAUGACGAAUUACAACCAGAAAUAGAAGAAGAAUUAAAAAAAAGAUUUUUACCCGAAUUUUUAAAUAGGAUAGAUGAAAAAAUCAUAUUCCGCCAAUUUCUCAAAACAGACAUUAUCAAUAUUUUAGAAAAUAUGAUUGAUGAUUUAAAAAAAAGAAUUAAGAAAAGAAAGAACCUAAACCUAAUUAUCGAUAAAGAAGUAAUUAAAUAUAUUUGCAAUGAUGAAAAUAACAUAUAUGAUAUGAAUUUUGGUGCUAGGUCAAUCAGAAGAGCGUUAUAUAAAUACAUCGAGGAUCCAAUAGCUUCCUUUCUCAUUUCCAAUUUGUACGAACCGAAUGAUUCCAUUCAUGUAAACUUAACAAGUGAUAACAAAACAAACGUACAGUUGUUAAAAACCUCAAUUAAAAGUUUGAGUUAA
This is a messenger RNA of Plasmodium malariae, 3930 nucleotides long. RefSeq names its product ATP-dependent Clp protease, putative (gene ClpC). Gene Ontology annotation, cellular component: cytoplasm. Gene Ontology annotation, biological process: cellular response to heat. The record is from RefSeq and is a predicted model, not a curated record. The transcript has a single exon. NCBI's taxonomy places the organism in Eukaryota, Apicomplexa, Aconoidasida, Haemosporida, Plasmodiidae. Gene Ontology annotation, molecular function: ATP hydrolysis activity; ATP binding. The coding region runs from base 1 to 3930 and encodes 1309 amino acids.